This is a messenger RNA of Cladophialophora immunda, 303 nucleotides long. RefSeq lists its product as uncharacterized. Lineage: Eukaryota; Fungi; Ascomycota; Eurotiomycetes; Chaetothyriales; Herpotrichiellaceae. Bases 1 to 303 code for a protein of 100 amino acids. The transcript has a single exon. The record is from RefSeq and is a predicted model, not a curated record.
AUGGCAGUCGACUUCCAUUUCCACGAAACUGAUUUCCAGCACCCAGAAGCUUCAGACCUUAUCAGAACCAAACAGGUCGAGGAGCUCUUUGAACAAGGGCAUGGCCCUCAAUUCCGACAGUGGAAGGCCCGUUGUCUCCUGCGAAAGAUGAAUGAGGAAGUCUGCAUCAUCUCCGCAAGGACCUUUUCCGGCGUACUUCCGCAAGUCCAACAUGAAAUUCUGAAACUGAAGGCCAACUCUGGCGGCGGGAGUGGUCACGAUAGUUGGCGCGACAUCAAGGACCCGACAGAAAGUAAUCCUUAG